Lampris incognitus (smalleye Pacific opah) is the source of this 1918-nucleotide messenger RNA. RefSeq names its product ubiquitin-conjugating enzyme E2 E2-like. The record is from RefSeq and is a predicted model, not a curated record. Gene Ontology annotation, cellular component: nucleus. The coding region runs from base 297 to 917 and encodes 206 amino acids. Gene Ontology annotation, molecular function: ubiquitin conjugating enzyme activity. Gene Ontology annotation, biological process: protein polyubiquitination. The transcript has 6 exons. NCBI's taxonomy places the organism in Eukaryota, Metazoa, Chordata, Actinopteri, Lampriformes, Lampridae.
AGUCAUCUCUCACUUCCUUUGUAGUCCCCCACGUUAUCGAAAGACUGCGCACACCGUUUGCGCGCACUCGUGCGAACGCGCGCUCGGAGGCGGUCCGGCUCGGCACGCCACGGUUCUCCCAGUCUGAAAGGGGAAGGAGAGGCGGAGAGACACACGGAGAGAGAGAGAGAGAGAGAGAGAGAGAGAGAGAUACCCCCGCGGACGGAGCGCGCUACGCGGAUUACACUUUCGGGAGUUUCAUCACGUUUGCUCGACCGUCCCCUUCGAACCGUCCUUUUUCGGCAAGCGUAGCAAGCAUGUCCAGCGAGGUGCAGCCGAGGCCGGACGACAGCCCCAACACCAGCGGGGGCAGCUCGGACGCGGAGCAGAGAGAGGUGGCCCCUCCGGAGCAGCAGGGCCAGGAGCAGCGCGAGCAGACGCAGCCCAAGAAGAAGGAGGCUAAGAUAUCCAGCAAGACUGCUGCCAAGCUGUCUACCAGUGCCAAGAGGAUCCAGAAGGAGCUGGCGGAGAUCACCUUGGACCCGCCGCCCAACUGCAGUGCCGGCCCGAAAGGAGACAACAUCUACGAGUGGAGGUCCACCAUCUUGGGCCCCCCAGGCUCUGUGUAUGAAGGAGGGGUCUUUUUCCUGGACAUCGCCUUCACACCAGACUACCCCUUCAAACCACCCAAGGUGACCUUCCGUACGAGGAUCUACCACUGCAACAUCAACAGCCAGGGGGUGAUCUGCCUGGACAUCCUGAAGGACAACUGGAGCCCCGCCCUCACCAUUUCCAAAGUCCUGCUCUCCAUCUGCUCCCUGCUCACCGACUGCAACCCUGCGGACCCCCUGGUAGGGAGCAUCGCCACGCAGUACCUGACCAACAGAGCCGAGCACGACAGGAUAGCCAAGCAGUGGACCAAGCGCUACGCCACAUAGACCGCCCGACUUCCAUUCAGACCCCCCCACCCCCCCCCACACACACCCCACCUGUCGAAAUCUGUGGAAGCACACCGAGCCCCCGACCCCCCCCUCCGAAACCUUUCGUUCGUCCCCUCUGAAGAAAAAAAAAAAGAACUGUUGUUUGUUCCAUGCUGACUUGAAAGCUUCUUUUUUAUACAAAGAGUCUAUUGGGAUCCUAUUUUCCAAUACACUGAAUGUUGAUAUGGUCAUGAAAAGCUUUAAUACUGUUGUCGUUGUCGUUGAUGUUAUUAUUGUUAUGGCAUUGUUUAUAACUUUGUUACCAUCCUCAUCGUCUCCCUCUGCGUGUGCGUGUGGUAUUCCCGCUCAUGUGAUCCGUGGAAAAUGCGUCCGUCGUGACUGAGGGAGUGCAUCCUUUAUUGUUUUACAGCUCAUCUUCAAUAUUAGUGCAUGGCAGCAGAGUACGUGUUCAUGCGGCGUUUCUUCUUCAUGUUCUUCUUUCUGUCCUGGAUGGUGUCGACACGGAAGGACCCAAAGGACAAGUUCCGGCCUUUACAAGAUAUGAUCCGGUUCUGUGUGGCCUGGCCGGGCCUGCAGGUCACCACGUAUGAUGCUAGUGGUCAUUUGCUGUACAUUUGAUCCGGUUCUGUGUGGCCUGGCCGGGCCUGCAGGUCACCAUGUAUGAUGCUAGUGGUCAUGUGAUCCGGUUCUGUGUGGCCUGGCUGGGCCUGCAGGUCACCAUGUGUGAUGCUAGUGGUCAUGUGAUCCGGUUCUGUGUGGCCUGGCCAGGCCUGCAGGUCACCAUGUGUGACGCUAGUGGUCAUGUGAUCCGGUUCUGUGUGGCCUGGCUGGGCCUGCAGGUCACCAUGUGUGACGCUAGUGGUCAUGUGAUCCGGUUCUGCAUGGCCUGGCCGGGCCUGCAGGUCACCAUGUAUGAUGCUAGUGGUCAUGUGCUGUACAUUUGCAUUGUGAGAAAACAUACUCAUCCAAUACUAAAUUAAACACUGGCUGUAAUGUGA